AUGACGCAAUAUACACUGCAUACCUCGUCUUUAUUUGACCCUCUGGUCAAGCAGGUUCGCCAAAAUGUCUCCAUUACCGUUGACUCGGCAACUGGCCUCAUUGUUCGCGUCUUUGAGAGAAACGACGAGCAAGAACCAUUUUUACAGAUUCUGCAAGAGCGAGACAUUGACCUGCGGGGCAAAGACCUUGGGUCGGAGGGAAUGCAAGAAUGUGACGCCAACCUGAGAGAUGCCAUCGCUCGCGGGCUUACCCCGGGGCCACGCCUGUUCGUGGCAACCAAGGUGAUUGCCAGCACCGGUUCCUUUGAGCCGCGCACUGAGAACAACGCCGGCGGCCACUGCCUACCGGCUGGGGCGGAUGCUGUUGAUGGUGUCGAACAAUGCCGGCAGGCAGUUCGGCGACGGAUUGCCACGGGAGCAGAUGUAAUCAAAUUCUUCGCUGAUUACCGCCGGAGAAUCAUGAGAUCACCCCCUGCGCAGCAACAUCCCUACAUUCCAAGCGUUUUGCAUCCCCCCAAAGAACCUAACCCGGACUACUUGGUGUUCUCUCAAGAAGAGAUGGAUGUGAUCGUCAAAGAAGCGGAACUAGCGGGCGCCCCAGUGUCGGCGCACUGCUGCACAUUGAAGGGCGCAUUGGCAGCCAUCGAGGCCGGGGUCAACACCAUUGAGCAUGUUUACUUUGGCACCGAUGACAUGUUCAUGCGUAUGAUUGACAAGGGAGUCAUAAUGGUGCCUACUCUUGCGAUUGCAGAAAAGUUGCAUGCCCACCGGUUUGACCAGAUACUAAAGCAAGUCAAACGGGCGCACGACCUUGGAGUUCGCCUAGCUUGUGGCGGCGACACGGGAACCUUUCCGCAUGGCGACAAUGUUCGGGAGCUGGAGUUGAUGAUCGAGGCUGGUAUACCAGUAGUUGAUGUGUUGGAGUCGUGUACUGUUGGGGGGUGGGAGGCCUGUGGAGGAGACUUAUGCGGGAGGCGAUUUGGAUGGUUCGCAGAAGGCCUGCAAGCCGACAUUGUGGCCUUUGAUGAGGAUCCUGAGAAGAACAUCAAGGCUCUCAGAUCUGUCAGCUUUGUCAUGAAGGAUGCAAAAGUGUGGAAGGAGGGCGGAAUAGUUCGAGGUAUGCUCUAG
This is a messenger RNA of Colletotrichum destructivum, 1128 nucleotides long. Its product is annotated as Putative metal-dependent hydrolase, composite domain superfamily. Bases 1 to 1128 code for a protein of 375 amino acids. The transcript has 2 exons. The record is from RefSeq and is a predicted model, not a curated record. Lineage: Eukaryota; Fungi; Ascomycota; Sordariomycetes; Glomerellales; Glomerellaceae. Gene Ontology annotation, molecular function: hydrolase activity, acting on carbon-nitrogen (but not peptide) bonds.